AAGCUCAUGGGAAUUACUCGGGAUAAGUUAUAGGAGUAAUGGCUUGGUAGGCAUGGAUGGGUGAAUGUUGCUCGUCUGGCGAAGCAAGGCAUUUGCACCAGCGAAGCUUGGCGUUGGCGAUGCUGCUUGACUUCCUUAGAAAGGGCUGGGUGGGUGGCUGCACAAGUUCUAUGGCUUUGGAAACUGUUGCAAAAGAUUACUGUUUGCUUGCAGAAUCUUCCAAAAAUCUCGUGCAGAGCUUGGGGAACCUACCAAAUCCUAUGAAAGGUAGUGCUGUGGAGCACAUUAGCAAGUUCCUUGAUGCUAUGGGGGCUCACACCGGUGAUAGAGAUUUGUGUCUACGUGAGUUUUCAAAAUCUCUCUUUGACAAAUCUUAUACAUGGUACACCAUUCUGCUUCCCGACUCUGUCCGUUCUUGGGACAAGAUGGUGGAGCAAUUUUGUCAAAAAUAUUUUCAAAGUGAAGAGCGCAUCACCAUCCUUGAUCUCCACAAGACUCGCCAAUGCACGGGUGAGGAUUUAAUGAUCUACGUGAAGAGAUUUAGGGAUUUGGCACUUGAUUGCUAUGAUGGCCAUGCUGAGUCUUUUUUGGUGGAAAUUUGCAUUUACAACAUGUUUUUGGAAUAUCGCACUGUCCUUGAAAACAUCAAGAUCAAUCAGUUUGCAAGGCUACUCGAUGCUGUAAGGAGAACAACUAUUUUUGUCAAAGCCAUCUUGAGUGGGAAAUCUACAAUGAAGUCGACAGAAAAGAAAACCACCACUCAUACCUUGGUUGUCUCUAUUAAGGGCCAAGGACAAGGACAGAAAAGGAGAGAUCGUGACAUGGCAUCGCCACCACCUAUUCCUCUCACUGUCGAAGAGCUUGAUGUGCUCAUAGAUAAGUGGAUCGCUGAUGAUGCCAUCACACUACCUCAGGCGCAUCGUGAGCCUAGCGAUGAUGACAAGUGCAACCCCAAGUACUGUCGCUACCAUCGCAUUCGAACUCCAAAGUUCAAGAUGUUAUUUGAUCAGCUUGGUUUCAUUACUGAGGCACGACAAAGAGCCAUAGAGGCCAUACUCUUCAUCACCAAUGAGACUAGAGGAGAAUGGCUUGAUGCUGAAACUGAGACCCACUUCGCUGAAGCUGCGUUUUAUGAUGAGUUCACCCUUUCUGACAAAGCAAUAGUAUCUCGCCCAGGUGGCAUUAGCUUGCCAACAUGGAACGACAUCAAAGAUAAUCUUGAUCUUGAUCUACGAAGUGUCCUAGAACAUAAGAGGCAGAAGAAUGAGAGAGAUACUUUGAUUGAUAAACGAGAUCUCUCUAAUGAAGCAAAAUGCAUCACUCUUGAGGCUAUAAAUAAAAUACUUGCUGAGCAUCUAGAUUUUUCUAACGAAGCUGAUCAUCUAAUACCGCUAGACAAGCUGCCAACCCUUCAUGAAGCUCAACCAACACUCACUUCUCUAGAGUCCUUUGAAGUUGUUGAUCUUGGAGAUGAUCUAGCGAACCCCAGCCAUGUACAUAUUAGCACCACUCUUUCUACGGAUGAAAGAGCCAAGGUGGUGUUGAUGGAUGUUUUUGUAAAAGGUCAAACUUGGACUCAAGUAGUUUCCACGUCACCAAGACCCGCCUUGAUCUAAGCACCCAUUAAUGUCUUCAACGUGCAACACAUGACUAGGCCCAGCAAUAUCUGAUGUUACAGUGUAUGGCUGCAUCAUCGUAAAUGCAAAAGAAGUUCCAACGAUGUCUAAUGCUGCAAUACAUUGCUGCAUCGCCAAAAAUAUAUAAGGAGGUCUCUUUCCUUUAUUAUUUCCUUAUCUACUAAAUUUCAUCAUUUUCA
Molecule: messenger RNA, 1816 nt
Organism: Rubroshorea leprosula
Lineage: Eukaryota; Viridiplantae; Streptophyta; Magnoliopsida; Malvales; Dipterocarpaceae
Source: the annotation of a GenBank genome assembly